AUGGCUGACAAUGCUGAGUACAAAGAGGCUUUUGCUCUUUUCGACAAGCGGGGAACCGGUUUUGUACCUCGCGAACAAAUUGGAGAUCUUCUCCGCGCCCUCGGUCAGAACCCAACCCAAGGCGAGGUUGCAGAGAUUGCCAGCAACGCCCCGCGCGAAGUCGAUUAUAAAACAUUCCUGGCUAUCUUGAACCGUCCCGAUGGCUUCAAGCCCGCAGGCACUCCUGAGGAAUUCAUUCGUGGAUUCCAGGUCUUCGACAAGGAGGCUCGGGAAAAGAUGACUGACGAAGAGGUUGAUGAGCUUCUGAAAGGCGUUCAAAUUGGACCAGACGGAAACGUAAACUACGAGAGCUUUACUCGUAUGAUCCUCAGCCAAUGA
Molecule: messenger RNA, 378 nt
Organism: Rhizoctonia solani
Lineage: Eukaryota; Fungi; Basidiomycota; Agaricomycetes; Cantharellales; Ceratobasidiaceae
Product: myosin regulatory light chain cdc4
Exons: 7
Coding region: 1-378 (125 amino acids)
Biological process (GO): mitotic actomyosin contractile ring assembly
Cellular component (GO): myosin II complex
Molecular function (GO): calcium ion binding
Source: RefSeq, a predicted model, not a curated record